AAUUUGUUAAAGAGUUUUACAACAAUGUAAUUGAUUUACAGGCAGAAGGAAGAAAGACGUACUUUGACACUGAAGAUCCAAAUUUCAUUACAUCGGAAAUGCAAAAUUCUAAAGAAUUCAAAACUAAUAUGGAUUAUUUCAGAAGCCAACUCAACAAACUUUUAGAAAAACUCAAUGAAAGGACUGUACCAUUUUGGUCACCUCGUUAUAUGGGUCACAUGGUUACAGAAACAACCAUGCCAAGUAACCUUGGUUACGUGGCAGCCUUACAAUACAACCAAAACAAUAUUGCUACUGAAGGUUCUCCACUAACCACUUUGCUCGAAGCUGGUGUUGGAAAUCAGUUGUGUGAAAUGCUUGGAUUUAACAUUGAUAAUAAUUUAAACAUCAAUUUGGACAAUCUUGACAAAAAAAAUGAAAAUAUUUACAAUUUUGGCCUUCAAGAGAUACAAACACGUAACCUUAAAUUCUAUCCGCUAUCCCUUCGCCUUGCUAUUGAGGAAGGUCAUUUGUCGUUCAUUGGCAGGAAUUUUACUGUUGAGUUAGCCAAUGGUUUGGAGAAUAAGCUUCUUAUGGAUUGUACCACUUGGGAAUUGCUUAACCUCAAACCGAGCACUGUGUUAAAUAUCCCUGAAAGACUUUUUCAAAAGUAUGGAAUUUCUCCUCAGUUUUUACAGGCUUCUCUCAAGGACUACUCCAUUCAGUCUGUAGGAAAAGAUUAUCUAGAGCAAAGAUUUGAAUUAGUUUUUUUAGUGUGUGUGUGUUUUAAUGUUUCUUUUACAAAUAUUUCUUCUACUAUUACUAAUAUUUCUUUUACUUCAAUCAAUUAUAUUACUUUAUUUAAAGCCAUUGUUGGAAUUGGAUCCGGAAAUUUGAAAAGCAUUCCAGUAGACAAUGCGGCACGAAUUGAUGUUAAAGAGCUUGAUAAAGUUCUCUUCGAAUGCGUUAGAAAUAAACAAGCUGUUUAUGCAGUAGUUGCGAUUAUGGGAUCAACCGAACAAGGUGCCUGUGAUCCUUUAGCCGAUAUAGUAGCGCUUCGAGAUCGAUAUCAACGCAGAUAUGGACUUAGUUUUGUCAUUCAUGCAGAUGCUGCAUGGGGUGGAUAUUUUCGUACGAUGCUUGUUGAACCACCCCAAAAUUCCUCAACUGGUGAUUGCCUAAAAGACCAUAAUGAAAAUCAUAAUACUUUUGUUCCUAUUUUGGCCUUAAAUCCUUAUACAAGAAAGCAUUUAUAUAGUCUAAAAGAUUGUGACUCUGUCACUAUUGAUCCACACAAAAGUGGAUAUAUCCCAUAUCCUGCUGGUGGUUUAUGUUAUCGAGACCAACGCAUGAGAUAUCUGGUCACGUGGACAAGUCCAGUUGUAACUCGUCCUAAGGAAGAAAGUAUGGGGAUUUAUGGUGUGGAAGGAAGCAAACCUGGUGCAGCUCCAGUAGCUGCUUGGCUUUCUCAUAAUGUAAUCGGCCUUCAUCAAAAAGGUUAUGGUGCAUUAUUAGGACAGGCAACUUUUACUUGUAGCAAGAUGUAUUGUCAUUGGGCUACUAUGUCAACUGAUGAUGAUGACUUCAUCGUUGUUCCGUUCAACAUGUUACCUGUUGAAAGGCUCAAUUCACCAAAUCUAAAGGAAGUCAAAAAUCAAAAACAAAGAAUCAGGGAACUAAUUGUCAACAAAUCAAAUUUGGAGAUCAUAAAGAAUGAAGAAGCAUUAAAUUUAAUUAAAAAUGUUGGUUCUGAUCUUAUAAUAAACACUUUCGCAUGCAACUUCAAAGUGAAAGGCGAAGUGAACGAAGAUGUAAACGAAGCAAAUUAUCUUAAUCAGCGUCUAUUCGAAAAAUUCUCACUUACCUCUUACAGACAAACUAACAAAUCAAAACCGUUGAUUCUUACUUCCACGGUGCUCAAGCAGAGUGCAUAUGGUCAUUGUCUUACGAAUUUUAAGAACCGUCUCGGCUUAAAGGGUGACCAAGACCUCUAUGUGUUAAUUAAUGUAGUUAUGUCUCCUUGGCCUACGGAGUUCGAUUUUAUCUCAAUACUUACGAAUGCUUUUAAACAAUCUUUGAAAGAGCUGGCUGAG
Messenger RNA from Racocetra fulgida, 2072 nucleotides. Lineage: Eukaryota; Fungi; Glomeromycota; Glomeromycetes; Diversisporales; Gigasporaceae. The record is from the annotation of a GenBank genome assembly.